AUGGGAGGUGUAUGUGAAGCAGAGCUAUCACAUAGAACAAAAUGCCACUGGCCAAGGCCUUGUGUUGCUUUGCAAAGUUUGCCUGAUUCUCCUGGAAUCCGCUCUACUGUCUGGAAGCUUUUGCUUGGAUACUUGCCACCUGAACGUUCACUCUGGUCAAGUGAAUUGAAACAAAAGAGAUCACAGUACAAACACUAUAAGGAUGAGCUUCUUGCCAGUCCCUCCCACGCUGAAGCUGAUGCAUUCUUCUGCUUUGUUGAACUGUUGAGUGGAUUUAGAGACUUCUACUGUCAGCAACUAGACAAUAGUGUGGUUGGAAUCUGGUCUGCAAUAACAAGGCUCUCACAACUUGUUAGGAAGCAUGAUGAGGAACUUUGGCGUCAUUUAGAGAUCACCCACCAAAGUAAACCCACAGUUCUAUGCAUUUAGGUGGAUCACUCUCCUCCUUACACAAGAGUUUAGCUUCUUUGACUCUCUUCACAUAUGGGAUGCACUCUUAAGCGACCCCGAAGGUCCUCUGGAAAGCUUACUGGGGAUAUGUUGUGCGAUGCUGGUACUGGUGAGGAAGAGGUUGAUCGCUGGAGAUUUCACAUCUAACAUGAAAUUACUUCAACAUUAUCCAACUACCAACAUCAGCCAUCUCUUGUUCUCUUGUAUAUAGCUAAUAAACUUCGUUCCAAAUUGUUAAUCUAAAAGUAUUUUCUUUUGAUUUUUUUUUUUUUUUUUUUUUUUGUAACACAAAUUUUUCAUUAAUUCUCAAACAUCCAGUCUACAAUUAAGAUAAGAGUUUAAACAAACUCGACAAACAAAAAACAAUAAAGCAUAAACAAUAGAUAUAGAGAGACCUCUAAAAUAGUGGGACAGCGAAUUCAAAGCAAAGCUCAAAUGCGUCGAAGCAAGAUUCAUGGCAGAGCCAGAAGCUUGAGAAAUAGUCACUUUGUAGUGUGACGUUGACAUCCAAUCCGCACCUAGGAAUAUCGUCGAAA
This is a messenger RNA of Brassica napus (rape), 986 nucleotides long. Its product is annotated as TBC1 domain family member 13-like. Gene Ontology annotation, biological process: activation of GTPase activity; intracellular protein transport. Gene Ontology annotation, molecular function: GTPase activator activity. The transcript is spliced from 6 exons. Lineage: Eukaryota; Viridiplantae; Streptophyta; Magnoliopsida; Brassicales; Brassicaceae. The coding region runs from base 1 to 429 and encodes 142 amino acids. The record is from RefSeq and is a predicted model, not a curated record.